Messenger RNA from Chara braunii, 2758 nucleotides. Lineage: Eukaryota; Viridiplantae; Streptophyta; Charophyceae; Charales; Characeae. The record is from the annotation of a GenBank genome assembly.
CGAAGGAACACUUUUUUUCGUGGCGAGGGGUAUAGAUGCCACGUGGCCACUCCGGCGGUGUGGCACGCGAUUUGGUCAAAGGAUAUGUCCAAGUGUCUUGCACAUUUGGCUUGUGCCGUGCAGGCCUUGCAAAGUCUCCCUCUAGGUCAUCCCUCUUUUCAAUGGCCACCUCUUCGUUUUCCCGAUGACGUCGUUCCGCCGCCCCCGUCGACCGCUGCCCCCUCGCAAGUGGCGCCAUCUCCAUGUGCACCACUUGCUCCCCUCCCCCCUCGUCCGCUUCGUCAGACGAUUCCCGCAUCCGUUGAUGGCAGACCAUCUGUGGCAACGCAGCCUGAUGCGCAAGGCACCGUGCCAGUUUCAGGUGUCGGGGAACCUGUGCCGUUCGACGAGCAAGGCACUCGUGCUUUUGUCGAGGGCGGUGGKUGGGGGAAGGACGCUGGCACAUCAUCAGGCSUCGCCCCGUURUUCACUGGCAACARGGACAAGGUCCCAAGAGUUCGACGCRCAGACACACGUCCGRCCGUGGCAGGAGYACCCGCAACAGGACAUCAAUCCRCUGCGUAUCCAUGGUUGCCUCCCCCUCCUUCGCAAACACGACGGCCUACACCAGACUUGACUUCGGCACCUGUUGGCGAGGCCGCUGCAACAGCCACUGAGGGUGCGGGAAACGUCCAGCUCGACGAGCCCGUCCAGGUUUCGGAUUCGUCACCCACUCCUGUGCCCGUGARCGGCCCGACCUCGCAGCACGGUGUUUUUGGAACACUGGAUCCUUUACAGAAUCUGCGCAACAUUGCAGCUCCGAGUCCAGGCCCCACCGCAUCACCUGCGGCCGGGGGCGGGGUGAGGGAUUCGCUAGGUAUGGGCGCCGGUGCACGAGUGAGGGGCACUUACAGGCAGCAGGCGGUGACCUCGUAUUACAACGACCCGCUGGAGCACGCAUGGCACCUGCAGAUCAUGCGAUUCAUUGUCGAGAGCGGCAUGCCCUCCGAUGGGCCCUUCCGCAGCAGUCCCAGAAUCGACACUUCGAGUAUGCACGUGACAGCUCCGAUGGGGCCUUCCGCAGCAGUCCCAGAAUCGCAACAGGGUCCAGCACCGUUGAUGCGUCAUCCCGAGGUUCAGGGAGAGAUCAAUCCUCUCCCGGCAGUGCGGGACGAGGGUUCUGUCGGUGCACUGCAUCCACUCACGUCUGCCGGAGCGGCAGUCUCAGUUGCAGCGACCUUGGAUGUGGGACAACCACUGGCAGCGGCGGAGCAAGAAAGUAUGCUCCCACCUCGCAGUGUUCAACCGCGGCCACCGCCUGCAUUGAUGGAGGGGAGUCAGGGGACCGUUGUUGWGUGUCAAGGCGACGAUCUCCCGGAACGUGAUAUCUCACACACUCCCGCAGCCGAGCAGAGCGCCGCAGACCAUGUCGGCCUUGCAUGCCCCACCGGCAGUCUUCCAAGUACCGGCGAGUUACUGACCAUGGACUCUGCGCUCGUUUCUCUACCGGACUUGUCGACGUUGAUAUCCCCAGGUCUACCCCAUGUGUCACCGCCCAAGCCACAACAGCCUGUUGUCAUGGAGCGUGGAUCGGACGGGUUUGACGUGGCAGGAGGCGAUAUCGCCGAUAUGAUUACGAACCCAAUGGUGUCUGCCACGCCCACAAUUUUUCGUGUUGGCAAACUACGCGAGGUGACCCUUGGUUUGGCGGAGACGACGACGCGACACCGCCGCGACGGUCAGCGCAGCAACGCACAACGCAGUCUUUCUCAUUCGUUUGACGGCGCAGAGGAAGGGUCUCCUGGUGGGCCAGUUGACACACUCGAAAGAGAAGCAAGACCCCCAAGUCCGCCGUCAAACUCAGAGCAUCAUCCGAUUGCCGCGGCUGUCGACGCAGAUGCCGGCGUCCCCGUCACAAACAGUGGCGCGGACGCGACAGAACAGCUUUUGGUUGGGUUAUCGGCGACAGCACGGCGCGACAGAGCCACUGUUUUGCCGACAGUGGCAUUCUAUGCCAGCGGGAAGAGUACUGGGGGGAUGGAUGAGCAGGGAGUCUGGAAUGUUGGCAGGCCAUCUGCACCGUCUAUGGGGAAACGAUCCAUUGGGAGUGUGGAUGGUGCUCGACACACCGCCAUGGCAAAGUUUGAGAACCGACACGGGAGUGCUUUGCCGACGAAGACGUCUGAUGUCCAUGCUACGAGAGCCGAAAAGGCGAGUCUUUCUUGGGCAAGGAAGAAGGCCUCGGCAAGGAAGGCGUCACGUUCAUCCUCACAUAUGCGUUCCCGAGAGAGAGGAUCGGGCGUUGUGCAUCUCGAGGACGGAGAGAUUGCACCUGACGGCGACGCAUUGGAUGUUGGAGGGAGGGAUGCAACGACGGCGGAUAUCGUCGCCAGGGAGGGCACAGGGAAUGCAGUGGCAGGUCAGAAGAGACGCGGCAGUGUACUUAUCGUCCACGACGACAGCACAGAUGUCGCCCCGGGAGAGACCACAGACACUGAUGAUGCAGGGGACUCCAAUUACGUACCCAAACCACGGGCGGCAGAUGGAGAUGAUGGAGGAGGGCGACGAGUGAGACCGAGGACACGACUCGGGCCGCAAGGGCAGCGAGCACAGGGCACACCAUCGGCGAUGAUUCCUGCCCCCAUAGAUCGGCGAGCUCAGGCGCAGUGGUUGCUGCGCAAAAUGGAGGCCACUCUUCAACAAACGCACGGGUUAUCGCUUGGCCGCGAAGAGACGGAGACUUAGAGACAGGGAGAGAGGGAGGGAGAGAGAGAGAGAG